Messenger RNA from Osmerus eperlanus (European smelt), 2484 nucleotides. It is a transcript of the gene arf6a, whose product is annotated as ADP-ribosylation factor 6a. Gene Ontology annotation, cellular component: endocytic vesicle; cytoplasm; recycling endosome membrane. Gene Ontology annotation, molecular function: GTP binding; GTPase activity. NCBI's taxonomy places the organism in Eukaryota, Metazoa, Chordata, Actinopteri, Osmeriformes, Osmeridae. The coding region runs from base 728 to 1255 and encodes 175 amino acids. Gene Ontology annotation, biological process: vesicle-mediated transport; protein localization to endosome; intracellular protein transport. The transcript is spliced from 3 exons. The record is from RefSeq and is a predicted model, not a curated record.
CUCAAUAACGGUUCUGGAGAAUUGUAGAAAACAAGCCCACAUUGAAGACACGACCCAACAUCGAUGUGAAAUCCACAGACAAAUAAUUUCUAACAAUCAAUCUUUCAUUUUAGAGGUAAAACACUAAUCCACAACCAUUGGGAGCCCGAAUGGCGUCCAUUUCAACUAUCAUACGAUGGGCUCGCUGUUCAGUCAAUCGGUGUGCGCAAGCCAAAUGGCGUAGUGCAUGAGCAAUCGAGAGGAAGUGGCGGCUGAUCUGGGUCCGCACCUUUUCCUGUAACACAGUACCGCCACCGCUGUGACUGAAAGGGCUGGGGAAGAGAGAGAGAGGAAAGAGCGGGGAGAAUCAACCAGGGGAUCGGGGGGUUGCCGCAGUUGCAGCGAAAGGAACGAGAGGAACAGCGGAGAGUCUGAUGAAUCAAUGACCUUUUGAGCGGUCUAUAGUUCUGACUGUCCCGGUGCAGAUGGGCUACGAGCAGGAGUGAUCUAAUUUUGUCGCUGAAACGAUGAACUCCCGAAGCCUAUCGUUCUUUUAAAUCUAACGACUGGAAAUAAAAGGGCAAGUGGACACCCGGCAGACAAGGAGGAAGUCGGAACUACCACGGGCUUCUGAGAGGGCCUAAUUUAAAAUCGCAACUAUAACAAUUGUGUUAUAAUUUCUACAUGACUGAAAAUAACAAGGUACGGUUUUUUCUAAAGAAGUUAAUAUUUAUGCACAGACAGCAUAAUGGGGAAGAUGCUCUCAAAGAUCUUUGGCAACAAAGAAAUGAGAAUAUUAAUGCUUGGACUCGAUGCAGCUGGCAAGACCACCAUUCUAUACAAACUUAAGCUGGGACAGUCAGUUACAACCAUCCCCACAGUUGGUUUCAACGUUGAGACAGUCACAUACAAGAAUGUAAAGUUCAACGUAUGGGAUGUGGGGGGACAGGACAAGAUCCGCCCUCUGUGGAGGCACUACUACACAGGAACCCAGGGCCUUAUUUUCGUGGUAGACUGCGCCGAUAGAGACCGGAUAGACGAGGCAAGACAGGAGCUCCACCGAAUAAUCAAUGACCGGGAGAUGAGAGAUGCCAUCAUCUUAAUCUUUGCCAACAAACAAGACCUCCCCGACGCAAUGAAACCACAUGAGAUCCAGGAGAAGCUGGGUCUAACACGGAUCAGAGAUAGGAAUUGGUACGUUCAGCCUUCAUGUGCUACGACAGGCGAUGGACUAUAUGAGGGCUUGACCUGGCUAACCUCAAAUUACAAAUCAUAAUGUCCCUCGCUGACCAGUCUGGACUGAUAGGCUACAUGCAAAAAGAAAAAGUGAGAAUGAGUAAAGAAAAGAAAAAAACAACAACAAAAAAACAUGCUGGGGCAAUUAAUGAAUAACAUAACUUCUCUGAUAAAUAUAUAUAUCAAAGUGAAGUUUGAAUAUGUCCAACCUUUUUCUUUUGAUAAUGAUGACUUCCCUAUAACCCAAAUUUUCUUCAAACAAAAAGACGUUUGUUUUGGCUUGCUUUAUUUUUAGUUGGCUUGGGCUCUGUAGUAAUUCAUUUACUUUCCAUCUAUUAAUCAGUAUUGACUGAAUAUUACUUUGAGAAGCUCUGCAUCCUAUUUCUUCUCCUUAAUAUGCGUUUCUGUUGGGUAAUGUGGGCAAAUGCGUGCUUUUACGUUUUCACAUUCAUAGACUUUGCCCAACAAUCAGUUUUUCAUACAGUAUUCUCAUGACCCAAUUUUCAGCCCAAAGGGUGGGAAGGCAAAUGACCUUUAAGGACCAAGGCCAUCAGCAUAUCAGUUUUCAUGGUUCAAAAUGCCCUUGUGGUUUUAAAGAAUGUGUGUUAUGGACAUGUUAGGACCUCUUGAAGAAGUACUGUUUUCACUGUUGAUUGUACAUGAUUGUUGCUAUGAUCGAGAAAAUAUGGUAGUACUUAUUUCCAGUCUACAGUGAUUCCAUCCAUAAUGCCUACCAAUGGGGGUUCCUUGGACAGGACAUUACGUGGAUGCUGGACAUACGGACACUGUGACAUGGAUAUCUUAAUUUUUUUGUCUUUGUAAAAAUCUGUCACCACUGAUCUCGUUGCCUCUAUCUUUUUCCAAGAGCUUCCAUUACAAUUGAGUAUUCGUAGUGUCAGCUGACUUGGGAAAGGCCCAUGUUACGGGUGCCCUGACAGUCUAGACAGACACAUGGCAGAAAGUAUCCUCACCACCAAGUCUGAAUUGUGGAAGAGGGACUAGGUGGUGGGGAACAUAGGACACCUUGAAUUAAGUGCAUACUUGACUCUUCCUAACUGACCUUUGGACCCCAGCAAGUGUUUACUACAACGCCAACCCACACCACUUUUAUGGUGCUCGCUUAGUCCACACACAUUGGCUUUACAGAUCAUGUCAUGCAGUCAGACAGACUUACUUUCUGUCCAUAAGUUAUAGAUAAAAUGCUUUGUUUUUAUUUUUGUUUUAUUUGCUAUGCUGAUGAAAUAAUAAAAAAAGAUAUAUCCAAAUUAA